UGCUUCUACUUUAUCGAUAACAUUCGCGGAAGCUCAGCCUGCACGCAAUCCAACAAAGAUGGGAUGCCAUCAUCUGAUGACCGAUCAACGGUCAGAUCCGAACGGGUUGAACAUGCAGACAGACGUAUAUACAUCCAUAUAUACGCGCGCUUUCGCGCAUAUAUCCUCUCAUUUAUCAUCUAAAAAUUUGGAGCCCUAAUUUCUUCAGGAGAAUUCAGCUAUUCUUUCCCUCGCAAUAGCUAAGUCAGCCAUGCUAAUUUAAGGAUGGAUGACUAAGAAAACAAGUAAGGCAAGAAUCCCUCAAAGAAGCUUAUAAGAAAGGACUCAAAAGCUUUGAGAAUUCAUGGCUUUCUUGGCAACUGCCGAAAUUUGUGAUUCAAACGCAUCUCAUCUUGCGAGUGGCGACUUGCGGGUCCUGCAUCCGGUAUUUCAGAUCUAUGGGCAAUGCCGUUCAUUUUCAGGCCCUAUUGUUACUCUUAAGGUGUUUGAGGACAAUGUGUUGGUGAGAGAGCUUCUCGAGAGCCGGGGCGAAGGCAGAGUCUUGGUAAUAGAUGGUGGUGGGAGCAUGAGGUGUGCCUUGGUGGGAGGGAAUUUGGCGCAGCUAGCUCAGAAUAUGAAUUGGGCUGGCAUUAUUGUAAAUGGUUGCAUUAGAGAUGUCGAUGAGAUCAACGGCUGCGAUGUUGGGGUCCGAGCAUUGGCGACACACCCUCAGAAAUCCGGCAAGAAGGGCAUUGGCGAGAAACAUGUGCCUGUUUAUGUAGGCGGAACUUUAAUUCGCGAUGGGGAAUGGUUGUAUGCUGAUAGUGAUGGUGUUCUCAUUUCAAAAAGUGAGCUCUCUAUCUGAAGUUCUUAAUACUCUGUUGGGUUCUUGCAAUUGAUCUACAUUGAACUGUGGUGAUGCUUUGAUCAUUGCACACAACCUCAUUCUCAUUCACUCUUUUAUGGUGUAUCUAUCUAGUUUAUCCAACAUUGUUGUCUGUUUAGGUAUGUUUAAUUUACAUCCAAAAACUGAUUUAUUAUACCGGAUAACGUACAUAAUUUUGCUUGAUUA
Molecule: messenger RNA, 1051 nt
Organism: Ipomoea nil (Japanese morning glory)
Lineage: Eukaryota; Viridiplantae; Streptophyta; Magnoliopsida; Solanales; Convolvulaceae
Product: putative 4-hydroxy-4-methyl-2-oxoglutarate aldolase 3
Exons: 3
Coding region: 344-844 (166 amino acids)
Biological process (GO): regulation of RNA metabolic process
Molecular function (GO): ribonuclease inhibitor activity
Source: RefSeq, a predicted model, not a curated record